UUUUUUUUUUUUAAUUUGUUUCCUCUCAAGAGAAAUUCGUCGAUGAGUUGUAGCAUUUUUGUGGUGAAAACAAUCUUAUAUUCAAACCAUUCAUUUAUUCAACUUGACGAAAUGCUAAUAAGCUUUGUAGAUGACAUGAUAUUUCAUUUAUCCUUUGCUUCUUUUUUCUUUAAACUUUGUCUUAUUCCAUACUUUUUUUUUCCAUGCUUGAAUGCAAAUCUUUUCUCUCCACUCGUCAUCUAUAACUACCCAACCGUAUUGUAUCAAUUUUAAUUAUGCAAUAGACUCAAUUCUCUUACCGAUCAUUUAACUGUCUCAGUCUCGUUCCUAUCGUCUACAUUAGUAUUUUAUAAUUUCCACACUUUAAAUUUAUUAUUAUCUUUAUCUAUUUGUAUAUAUUCUAGUUCAUUCAUCUUAUAAUUUUGAAGUAUUUUAGUUCUAUAUAUCUUGCAAAAAAUGGCAAGUUCAUCUUGUCAUUCAGAAUCCGAUAAGGGAAAAGGCACGACAUGAACGUCUUCAUCAAUUGGCAACACAAGAGAGCAGUAAAUAAACUAAAAGCCCAUCCUUAGCAGCAUCUUCAGGAAGAGGUUAGAGGAGUAAUAGAUUUUUGCAAUUAAUUCAGAUGAGAGAGAGCCUCUCUACAUUGAUAGAAAUGGAUGAAUGGGAGGUAGAUGACGAUGAACUAGAGAGUUACUCAGUUGAGAAAUUCAAGAAGAAUGGUAAACAUUUUAGUCAUGAUCAUCCCCUGUCACGCAUCAUGUCCUGUGAUGAAGAUGAAGAUGUUGAUGAGAAUAAUGAUGUGUGCAGCAUUUGUGGGCUUCCAAUUCUUUCUAUCCCCUCCUACUCCUGUACCAAUGCUUGCCAAUUCUUCCUCCACGAACAAUGUGCACUCAAAUUGCCCCCAAAAUUCAUCCAUCCCACUCAUGGUCCUGACUUCGACGGCAAGCACACCCUUUACAUGCAGAAACGAUCAUCUUCCCACAAUUUCACCUACAAAUGUGAGGAUUGCGAAUUUGAAAUCCACCCUUUGGUUGCAGUGGGUGGUGUUGAGAUCAAAGUCAAACACAAGAGCCACCCAUUGCACCCGCUCGUGGCCCUGGGCAAGCAGAUUUCGUGUGAGUGCGACGCGUGUGGGAAGAAGCAAGACGGCUUCUUCUUCUCGUGCCAAGACUGCAAUUUCUGGAUUCAUCGAGAUUGUACCUUAUUGCCCAACAUCAUCACAUUACUCAAUCAUCCUCAGCCUUUUAUUCUUGCAUAUUCUCUCCCUCCUUUCCUAAUUCAAGACGGCUGCCUAAUUUGCCAGAAAGAGCUGCUUGUUAGGCAUAAUGGCAUAUAUUUCUACCCCCAGUCCGGAAUUUUUACUCACGUAACCUGCGGAAUGGAUAAAUCUGCUGUGUCCAAAACAGGACUGGAGUUGAUCCAACUGCCGGAUGAUGAGUGGGACGACGCUUUCCCAAGUUUGGCUAUUCGCAGAUACAAAUUAGGCCCACAACCACAUGCAUACGAUAGUGGUGAUGAGUUGACGAUCGAAAAAUAUCACAACCAUCCGCUCAUCCUAACUCAACUCACCACUAAACCAUGCAAUCUAGCUUGCGAUAUGUGCACACGACCUAUUAAUACUAUCUCAUCUCCGUUUUACAAAUGUGAUGAUUGCCAUUUUGUUGCCCACAAAAUCUGUGCUGAUAUUCUUCCUAUUCUCAAAUUCUCCAUUCCGGGUUUAGCCAGACCUGCUGUGGCGGAACUUUAUCGAGACCUGAGCACAUGCUUUUUUAACUCAGUAUUUCACUGCAAUUUCUGCCAUCGUCCUUGCAAUGGACUUUGUUACUACAUUCAUCAGGUAGAUGUUGAUUACUGCAUUGAUCUAGAGUGCAUGGCUGCACCCAGCAUUGUCAAACACGCUUCACACGGCCAACAUCUUCUUUUCCGAACCUCCCGGCUGUGGACCGCGGCUCCUCUCACAUGUUGUCCCAAUGACUCCUUACUUUACGAUGUCUACAGAUGCAUUGUCUGCGACUACUGCAUACACGUAAGCUGCGCAAUGCUUCCGGAAAGGAUUGUAUUCCAAGAAUACCACCACCAUCCUCUUCAUUUGCUCUUCACUGCUACUACUACUCGUGAUGACUUCUGCGAGGUCUGCGAGAAAGAUAUAGACCUCAAGUAUUGGAUGUAUGGGUGUGCUGUGUGUAAGCAAUGGUUUCACAUAAACUGCAUUCCAUCAGUUGGGUAUUUAUCCAAAGUCAAGUUUGGAGGAACAAUCAGUAUUCCUGACUGUCACAUUCAUGAUCUCAUUCUUACUCGGAUGCUUACUCUGCCAUCUCAGAGGUGCGGCCAUUGCAAACAAACCAUCCAAGGCUUGCAAGAUGAGAUGGCCUUGUUUUGCUCUCAUUGUCAGUUUAGACUUCACUUUUCAUGUGCUAGGAAUUCCCUCGCUCUUAAAACUUACAAUCCAUUGAAGCUUUACUCGGAAAUUGAUGAUGCAUUGUUAAUCAGGGAGAUCAGGGAAGAGCUCGCUGAAGAUGACGAAGAUUGAUAUUGGAAGACGUGAACAUGAUUGUAACAAAACAUCUAGAUCAUAUAUAGUGUCCAUGUCAUCAAGACUGUGUAUAUAUAAUAAUAUUGUCUCUGUUUAUAUA
Salvia miltiorrhiza (redroot sage) is the source of this 2633-nucleotide messenger RNA. RefSeq lists its product as uncharacterized. The transcript has 3 exons. The record is from RefSeq and is a predicted model, not a curated record. NCBI's taxonomy places the organism in Eukaryota, Viridiplantae, Streptophyta, Magnoliopsida, Lamiales, Lamiaceae. Bases 623 to 2530 code for a protein of 635 amino acids.